AUGGCAGUUCUCUUAUCAAGAAUCAAGGGUAUGCUCUUCCUCUUGUUCCUCCCAUGCUUUUGUUCUGGUCAGCCUGCACCUCCACCUCUGCGUUUCUCCAUCUUCCUGGAUCCUUCAAAGAUGGUCUACCUCCGCUGGGACCAUGACGAACAGGAGCUGAUGACGUUUGAGCUGCAGGUCCAUACAACUGGCUGGGUGGCAUUUGGAUUCAGCUCUCAUGGAGAGUUGCCUGGAUCUGACAUUGUGAUAGGAGGUGUCUUCCCAAAUGGCAGCAUCUACUUCUCUGAUUGUCAUGUGGUAGAUGAGGCAACCAUUGAGGAAGACGAGAGCCAGGACUACCAACUGCUGUCAGUGACAGAGAAUGAGACCUCCACCACCAUGCUGUUCAAACGCCACCUCCGGACAUGUGACCCAAACGACCUGGAUAUCACAGUAGACACAGCACGCCUCGUUGCUGCCUUUGGUACUGAUGACACAGUCCCAUUCUUUAAAGGCCAAAUAUUUUCCAAGUCCCUUUUCUUGUUGAGGUUCAGAAGCCCAUCAACUGACCCUAAAAUAUUCUUCACCUAUGACCUGAGGCUGGACAAUUUUGCUGUUCCAGUUGAAGAAACCAAGUAUGCCUGUAAAUUUAUCCCACUGCCCAUGGUCAAGCAGAAACACCAUAUCUACAAGUUCGAUCCAGUAAUAACACCCCACAACAUAACCUUGGUUCAUCAUAUUCUUAUUUAUGGCUGUGGCAAUGCCAGCGUGUUACCCAGUGGCAUAGAUGAUUGCUAUGGAGCCAAUCCAGAUUUUUCCCUGUGCUCUCAGGUGCUUAUGGGCUGGGCUAUUGGAGGACAGACUUAUCAAUUUCCAGAUGAAGCUGCAGUUUCCAUAGGGACACCUUUGGAUCCUCAGUACAUCCGGCUAGAAAUCCAUUACAGCAAUUUUGACUUGUUACCAGGUUUGAUCGACAGCUCAGGGGUACGAAUCUACUAUACUCCAGAGCUACGGAAACAUGAUGUGGGGAUUCUGCAAACAGGCAUCUUCUCUUUCCCUUACGGCUUUUGCAAUUCCAGCCAGUUUGAUGAAAUGAACGGGAUGGCGGUUCCAGAUAUGCAUGUCUUUGCCUACUUGCUUCACACCCACCUGGCUGGAAGAGGACUAAAAGCUGUUCAAUACCGGAAUGGUGAGCAGCUGGUGAUCAUCUGUGAGGACAAUAAGUAUGACUUCGGUCUGCAGGAGAUACGGAACAUGAAGGAAAUCGUCAUAGUCAAAUCAGGGGAUGAGGUCCUGGUCGAAUGCAACUUUCAGACACUGGAUCGGUCACAGAGUACUUUUGGUGGGCCAAGCACCAUGAAUGAGAUGUGUCUCACAUUCCUCUUCUACUACCCUCGUAACAACAUCUCCAGUUGUAUGGGCUACCCUGAUAUUUUGCAUGUUGUGCAUGCACUCAAGCAGGAGGCCUCAGAUGCAUUGGAAGGAAUGAUGGCCAUGGACUUUGUUGACUGGAACAAUGAGACUGUCAAAAUUGCAGAGCAUGCAGCCAAGGAGGCAGAUCAAUUCGUCAUCAUUAAAACCAUUGAUGUAAGUCCCCCUUCUGAGCAAUUUGUGGUUGAGGAAAUGGACUUGGCUCUGACGUUCCAAGAGUAA
Messenger RNA from Fulmarus glacialis (Northern fulmar), 1632 nucleotides. RefSeq names its product putative DBH-like monooxygenase protein 2. Gene Ontology annotation, biological process: octopamine biosynthetic process; dopamine catabolic process; norepinephrine biosynthetic process. The record is from RefSeq and is a predicted model, not a curated record. The transcript is spliced from 12 exons. The coding region runs from base 1 to 1632 and encodes 543 amino acids. Gene Ontology annotation, molecular function: dopamine beta-monooxygenase activity; copper ion binding. Gene Ontology annotation, cellular component: secretory granule membrane. Lineage: Eukaryota; Metazoa; Chordata; Aves; Procellariiformes; Procellariidae.